ACUAAGAGAGGAGUUUAAAGCGAGGGAGGAAAUCCAGAAAUGGAAGACGAUGUGUCCUGAUCCACAUCUGAUCCUGCUGGCCAUUCGCUGUGACUCCCAUGAUCUUGACGCUGAUGUGAUGAGAUUCAACAAAUUCAGAAGAUUGUGGGGAGACAAUCUCAGAAGACGUCUUGUGGUGCUCUUCACAUUUGGAGACAAACUACAGAAGGACAUCGAUGAGCUUUUGGCUCGUUCUCAUCCUACUCUUCAGGACAUUUUGGACUGCGCUGGACAUCGUUACGUCAUCUUUGACAGUUCACUCGGUGCAAGCAAACAAGAUGGCCGUGUUCACCAAGUGUUUAACUUUGUUAAUGAGCUCAGACACGGAUUUAAUGUGAUGAUCAUCGGUAAAAGUAAGAGUGGUAAAAGCAGCCUGGGCAACUACCUUCUCAACACCGCCGCCUUCAGUGUCUCCCGUGGACCGACACCAUCCACUAUUCACACCGUGACGCGGUCAGCUGAGAUAGAUGGCGUGGCCAUCACAGUGACUGACACACCUGACGUGAGAAAUCUUGGUAUCGUCAAGAAGUCUGCCGAAGAAGAAAUAAAAAAAUGGUAUGCUUUUCACCCUGACAUCAUUUUGCUGGCCAUUCGAUGUGAUGUGUGCUAUUCAUCCGAGGAACACCAGAUAUAUCAGCAGAUUAAGAAAGUCUUGGGAGAGAAAUACCUCACGUCCCUAUUAAUAGUGGCCUUUACCUUUGGAGAUCGUCUGGGCAUAAACAUCGAUGAGGAACUAAAAGCAGUUUGUUCAGAGCUGAAAGAUGUACUUAAAGAGGCAGGACAUCGCUACAUUGUGUUCAGCAACGAGGAUCCAGUACAGGACAGGAAGAAACAGUUCAUGCGUCUUAGAGCGUUUGCCUUUAAUGAAGGUGCUCCAUUUGAAUGCAAUGAAAGGCACUCUGAGAGUACAAUUUCCAUCAAACCAACAGUUCAAGGAGCAUCAGAGACGCACCAUGGAGAAAUGCUCCAGCCCUUGAAGACUGUAAAAGUUUUGACAUGCGAAACAGAUCUUCAAAGUGGAAUCAGUGCUCAAUCAUAUGUUGAAACUUCUUAUUACGAGGGAUAUGAGAAGGAAAUGAAAGGAAAGUCAACAUUCUACGCCGGUAAUAAAACUGAUGUCACCUAUAAACAUUACAGUUUUGUAUAACUUAUAAGUAUUAAGGCACAAAUAUUGCUUAUUCCUUCCUAGAAAUUUAGUAUAUAUGUGUGCCAUCUCAUCUUAGUG
Molecule: messenger RNA, 1264 nt
Organism: Pomacea canaliculata
Lineage: Eukaryota; Metazoa; Mollusca; Gastropoda; Architaenioglossa; Ampullariidae
Exons: 6
Coding region: 50-1186 (378 amino acids)
Molecular function (GO): GTP binding
Source: RefSeq, a predicted model, not a curated record